AUGGAGGGUGCAUUGUAUGAGCACAGUGCCGUGACUCUUUCUAACACUUUCAACACAUUCAGAGCAGUGGGAACACAACGGUUUUGUGGCAAUGGGGAGGCGGAGGUAUCAGUUCCGGACUGCGAGCACCUUGCACAACAGGAGAGAGGGGCAGAAGAUUUCGGGAUGCAGCCUCCACCUAGAAAAGUAAAAGCCACCCAAGAGGUUAAGGUGCGCUUUGGAGAGCAGCUAUCUAGCCUCCAGAACAAACAGCUUCAGGACACUGAGCUUCUGGAAGAUAUCAGGUCAUUCUGCAAACAGAGAGCAGCGAUUGAAAAAGAGUAUGGGCAGGCACUGCAGAGGCUGGCUAGUCAGUACCUUAAAAGAGACUGGCAUCGUGGGAAAAAUGAGACCAGUGAAUGCAGGAGUGUGUAUUCAGUAUGGAGGUCCGUGGUAGAAGGCACAGCUUCAAUUGGACAGACCAGAGUCACAGGUGCUGAAAACUAUAGGAAUUUGACUUCCGAAGCUGCAAAAACAGCCAGAUCAGCAAAGGAGCUAUUGCUAAAAAAGAGCAUUGAGCAGCUACUGAAAGUCCAGAAUGAGCUCCUGGAGACAAUGAAAGAAGUAAACAAGACCAAGAAGCGUUACGUCCAACUGGAACGGGUUAGCGAGGUUGCAAAGGAGAAGGCAAUGGACACUGAGGCAAGGUUAAAGAAAAGUGAGCAUAGUAUUUUCCAUUCAAAGGCAAGCCUACAGAAGCUCAGUGCCAAGUUUUCCACACAGGUGGUUGAGUGCAAUCAGCAGCUAUCAGAGGCACGGAAUGAAUACCUUCUGGCACUAACAGCAGCAAAUGCCCAUCUCAACCAUUACUACCAAACGCACCUUCCUGAUAUCAUGACUUGUUUAGAUGGUGAUAUCUACGAUCGGCUUUGUGAUUACCUGACACUGAUCAGUAACACAGAGCUCAAUACCUGCAAGUUCACACAAGAACGAUUUAAAGACAUAUUAGUGGCUUCCCAGCAGGUAUCUCGGCAACAAAAUCUUCAGCUUUUCUUGAAAGACACCAACCUCUUCUCCCCAACUUUGAUACAAAAAUUCCAGCCUGCAGGAUCAGAUAAGAUGUCGACUCUGGAAUCACUCACCAAAGGCCCAAAUGUGGAGAGCGUGCUGGACAAGGAGGCACGAAGAUGGACAAGCAGAGCCGCAAGAGAUUAUAAGCUGAAAACCCAUGGGGAGCGGGUCCUGCAAAGGCUGGAAGCCAAAAGGGCAACUGUAUCUGAAGAUGAACUUUCCAGUAUGGAGCUAAAGACUGAGGAAGUUAAGGAAAGUGUGAGGAAAGCUGAGGUCAGUAAGGUGAAGGCUGAUGCCCGGGUGGAGCUCCUGCGUCAGGUCGGUGUAGAUGUAGACAUGUGGCUCACAGGUGCCAUGAUGCAAGCAAAUGCAGAACUUGAGCAGGAGAGAAGGAUGAGUGAAGCCAGGAUGUCAAAUGGAGAAUUGUCACCAACAAUGGAUGAAUUUGAUUUCACAGACUUUGAAGAAUGUGAUGACAAUGGUGAGAUAUUUGAAGAAUCCAGCCUGAACUUAAGUGGCUCGCGUCCAUAUCCCUUUCCUUGUCAAGUCUUGUACAGUUACCAGUCUUCACAGUCCGAUGAGCUUUCUAUUACUCAAGGUGAACAACUGGAGGUCAUUGAAGAUGGUGAUGUAGAAGAAUGGGUUAAAGCUCGUAACAAGAGCGGGCAAGUUGGCUACGUCCCAGAGAGGUACAUUACUAUCAUAAAUCAUUCUGCUGUGAACCAGAAACUUGCAAAUUGGACAGAGACAAGUCACAAGAGUGGUGCCAACAGCGAGCUUAGUGGAAUAUUGGGGAUGGACUGGGCUCAAACAGGAGUAUGCCUUGCUAGGGCUCUUUAUGAGUAUGAAGGCCAAAGUGAAGAAGAGCUGACAUUCCCAGAAGGAGCUAUCAUCCAGAUUAUUCGGAAAGAAGAGGGAGGUGUAGACGACGGGUUUUGGAAGGGAGAAUUUAACGGACGAGUGGGUGUCUUUCCAUCACUAGUAGUUGAAGAGUUAUCAGGGGAAGCCUCCGGGACAAGCGAGGAACUCCCAUCCCCAGCUCCACCAUCAUUCUUACCUCCCACGUUUGCACCUUUCUCCAACCAAACAACACAACCUCCUGCAGGAGCAGCGGCAGAUUCCUCUACAGAUCCCAGACACAAUGGUUCCCAGUGCUCUCAAGGCUCCCCAGACUUUGCAGCAACAAGAUUAAGGCCUAUGCGGGCGGCUCCUCCCCCACCAACAAAGCCAAGCGAAACCGGAGGAUUAGAAAGCUCACCUUGAACACCUCAUUGUCGUCGUGGUGAUGCCAGAAGCAUUUGUUUCUGCAUGAAAUAAAAUACCACCCGUAACCCUCUCCACGCGUGUGAAGUUGAGUCUAGGUGCACAGUAUUAUGGGAAAUAUAUAUGGGAUGUACACUGUGUGAGCAUGUGAUGGUGUGCAGACUAUACGUGGGGACCUAUCAAAACUACCGCUGGGACUCUAGUACGAUUCUACUCAGGAGGGCAGGAUCCUAUAAGACUUUGUCUGUAAAGAAAUAAUUAAAGGGGAAAUACUAUUUUUGCACUAAUAAGAACUUCCCUGAGAAUGUUUUUUUUUUUUGUUGUUGUUGUGUUUUUUUUUGUUCUGCUUAAACCUAAAAUCUAUUUUAAGGCCUAAAAUAUGAAAAAUAUUUACCAAAGUAAGUUGGUCGGAACAAAGUGUUUUGACUUGACAUUUGCAUCGGUUCUUAGUAAAAUCUGUUUAUUUGCAUUUUACAUGUAUUAUUAUUUCUAUAUAUUUGGAAUUAUUUAUGUUUUAUACCUCAACUACUGUUCUACUGUGCUUUAAAUCAUGGAGAGAAAAGCAUUGAUUGGUGUCCAUCUUACCCAUUUACACCAGGACUCUCAUAGAAAUGCCAUAUGAUAUAGUAUAAAUGCAUGUUCAACACUUUAUUAAAUAACAGCUUCUUUGCUACAUAGAA
Messenger RNA from Xenopus tropicalis (tropical clawed frog), 2993 nucleotides. RefSeq names its product FCH and double SH3 domains 1 (gene fchsd1). Gene Ontology annotation, biological process: regulation of actin filament polymerization; positive regulation of cytoskeleton organization; positive regulation of supramolecular fiber organization. The record is from RefSeq and is a predicted model, not a curated record. The transcript has 21 exons. Gene Ontology annotation, cellular component: cytoplasmic vesicle; perikaryon. The coding region runs from base 1 to 2313 and encodes 770 amino acids. Lineage: Eukaryota; Metazoa; Chordata; Amphibia; Anura; Pipidae.